AUGGACAAGGUUGAGAGGCAUUUUGUGUUGGUUCAUGGAGCUUGUCAUGGAGCAUGGUGUAGGUACAAAUUGGCAACGCUGCUAAGAUCAGCAGGUCACGGGGUCUCUGCUCUGGACAUGGCUGCUUCUGGAGUUCACCCUAAGCGGCUGGAUGAGGUCUGCUCGUUGUUGGACUACUGUGAGCCGUUGAUGGAAUUCAUGAAUCAUCUGCCGGUGGAUGAUAGAGUGGUUCUGUCUGGCGAGCAGCAAUUUGGUUAUGCGAAACCCAAUUCAGCGAUUCAGUCGUUCUCAAAGCUAGAACGAACUAAGUUCGACCAAACCCAGUUCAGUCCGGCGAGCAGAGAUUCCUCAGCCCACCACGGUGAAACCCAAUUCAAAACGGCCAUAGACACGCCAGAGCUCUGUAGAAGAAUUCGGCCUAGCUCUGGAACUUUGUCACCAUCCGAACCAUCACCAUCACAACCCCAAGAAUCUGAUUCCAUUCUUGUGUAG
Messenger RNA from Cornus florida, 492 nucleotides. Its product is annotated as putative inactive methylesterase 20. The record is from RefSeq and is a predicted model, not a curated record. The transcript is spliced from 2 exons. Bases 1 to 492 code for a protein of 163 amino acids. Lineage: Eukaryota; Viridiplantae; Streptophyta; Magnoliopsida; Cornales; Cornaceae. Gene Ontology annotation, molecular function: methyl jasmonate esterase activity; methyl salicylate esterase activity; methyl indole-3-acetate esterase activity. Gene Ontology annotation, biological process: salicylic acid metabolic process; jasmonic acid metabolic process.